AGCUUGGCUGAGAAACAAACGUUUCUUCUCUUUUCGUGUAAUAGCUAAGGAAUCAUUUGUUAUAAAUGUGACUGUGAACGUGUGAUAAACAUGCAGAUCCAAAGCCUAUCCGUUCAUGAUGAUUGAGUGAAAAACUGUAACAGAGGUGUGGUUUGUUAAACUUAAGGAAAAAUGUUGAGUCGUCGAGAUUUUACAGCUCUCAAUAUUGGAAUAAAUGCCCCUGAAGAUGCACAGAAACGGAAAAAACAGUCCAUUAUUCGGUCAUGGUGGCGUCUGUCUCGCCUUCAGAGGUCAGUGAUUUUGACAUGCACUGUAUUGGGGCUACUUUGUGUAACUUAUUUCAUUCCUGUGAUGCUGGAGAACUUGGAAGAUGGUUCAGAAGUGGACAGUGUGGUUGGUCGUAAGAAAAUUAGGCAUGGUGUGGAAGAAAUGAAGGUGGAAGAUGAGGAUCAGAUGGACCUUCUGAAAGCAGAAAAACUGAAAGAGCUGAAUGUAAAGGCUCAGCAAGAACUAAAGGACUUUAUGGGUGAAAGAAAAGAUAAAGAAAGCAAAGUUGUGAAAAUAGUGGAGGAAGAAAAAUUGGGAAUUGGGGAAGAUGACAAAAAAUCUCCCAAGAAACAAGAACUUGUAAAUGUCAUCGACCUACCAGUCGAUGAAGCAAAUCAAAAGAAGGCAGAUGAGCAGAUUGAACCUCCUGUUUCUGGGGCAGAUGACAAAGCCAAGGACGGUCCUAAAGUAUUUGUGUCCAAAUAUGAUUUCUUUGCUGCUGGCAAGAAACGAAAUGAAAAACAACAGGCUGUUGUAGAUGCCUUUCUCCAUGCAUGGAAUGCUUAUCGCAAAUACUCGUGGGGUCAUGAUGAAUUACGUCCAGUUAGCAAGACCUCAUCUGAGUGGUUUGGAGUUGGCCUUACUUUGGUGGAUGCUCUGGACACUAUGGUCAUAAUGGGACUUAAAGAAGAAUUUGAUGUAGCCAAACAGUGGGUGGAGGAGAAACUGACCUUUUCCAUUUCCAAAGAUGUGAAUUUGUUUGAAAUUACCAUCCGUGUUUUAGGCUCACUUCUAAGCACCUUUCAUCUGACUGGAGAAGAGAUUUUCAAACAGCGAGCUAUAGAGCUAGCAGACAGACUACUUCCAUGUUUUAACUCCAAAUCAAAAGUGCCAUACUCCGAUGUGAACUUGAUGACAAGAAAUGCUCAUCCCCCACGCUGGGGACCUGAUAGCAGCACCUCAGAAGUCACGACCAUCCAGCUGGAGUUCAGAGACCUGUCCAAGGUUACUGGUCAAUCAAAAUAUGCUGACGUGGUACAUGAGGUAUCUAUGCACGUUCAUGAGCUGCCCAAGGAGCAAGGUCUGGUUCCUAUAUUCAUCAAUGCCAAUGAUGGCAAAUUCCGACAGUCUACCAUAACAGUAGGAGCUCGUGGAGAUAGUUAUUAUGAAUACCUUCUGAAGCAGUGGAUACAAAGCGGCAAAAAACUUGAUGUAUUCAAAGAGGACUAUCUUGAGGCAGUAAAUGGAAUUAAAGAGAAGCUGGUACGGAAAUCGGAGCCCAGCAAACUGACGUUUGUUGGUGAGCUCCUGAGUGGUCGCAACUUCAGUCCAAAGAUGGAUCACUUGGUGUGUUUCUUACCCGGCACUCUUGCCCUUGGGUAUCAUAAUGGACUAGAUGCGUCCCACCUGCAGCUGGCCAAGGACAUUGCCUACACCUGUUACCAGACAUAUUCCCGUAUGCCAACCAGACUAGCACCAGAGAUCACAUAUUUCAAUCUGGCUCCUGAUGCACCGGAAGACUUGAUUGUAAAGCCACUGGAUGCCCACAACCUUUUGCGACCUGAGACAGUGGAGAGUCUUUUUGUGCUGUACCGGAUAACUGGUGAACAAAAAUAUCGGGAAUGGGGGUGGCAAAUUUUCCUAGCUUUUGAGAAACACACAAAAGUUCCUGAUGCUGGCUACUCAUCCAUUCACAACGUGAAAGAUGCUACAAAUCCACGAUUCCGAGACAAGAUGGAAAGUUUCUUUUUGGCAGAAACACUAAAAUACCUAUACUUGCUGUUUAGUGAUGAUCCCAACUUAAUAUCUUUGGACGACUAUGUCUUUAAUAGUGAAGGACACCCUUUACCAAUUGAAAAAUCAUAAAAAAUAGAAGCACUUAUUUUUCUUCGCUGACCUUGUGGUUGUGGGUAGGUGGUGGUUUUCUAGUUUACUGCUGAUGUUUGAGAUAGAAUUGCAACAACAUAAAUGAGUGAAGACAAAUCUUGAAAGCAAGCUCUGAAUUUUUUGAACAUUGUUUAAGCAUUUAUAUUAUUGUUAGCCCUGAAUAUUUACAUAGACUUAAUGUAUUCUAAUGAUGCAGCAACCAGGCACUUAUUACAAAUACAGGAAUAAUUGUUGUCCUAGGUUCAGAUCUUGUCAUAGGCCUGCUGUUGUUUAUUAGCUUGUGUCACCUCUUUAAAGGGCUGGCUGCCUGGCCAGAUUUAGCCUUGGUUGCUAGCUUGGCAUAAAUGCCAGUUCUUUUCUUCUUUACGUUGAAUUAAUUUGAAGUUUAAAUCAAAUAUUUGUAUGUCUUGAUACCAAAGUACACGAAAAACUAUAAAUAACUUUUUUCUUAAAAAAAGGGAAAGAGAAAGUUACUGUCUUCAGAAUGUGGUGUGCAAGAACAUAAUGUGUAUGAUGGUUUACUUGUGUGCAUUCGAGUGUCAACAGUUAUAGGCUCACCCAGUCAAACAUAAAUCAAAGUUGCUGACAAGUUAAUAAAGACGAUCACUGUCAUUAUCACAUUGCUUAUAGAUUUAUUAGAUUAUCACAGGAAUACACAGGUAAACAUAAUUGAUAUGUGUUAGGAUCAAUGAAAAGCAUUUGAAGCACACAUUAAUGAGGCAAGCCUACUUUAGGUAUGUCAUUAAAAUGGAGAUUAGGACUUCUUAUAGAAGGGGAGAGUUAUGCAUGUUUGAAUCUUGCAAGUGUGUCUGAGUCAUAGAAUAUCUUGGAAUGAAAGAGAAUCCGGUGCAAUGGGUUCAAAUCUUUCCUUGGGGUUUCUUUGUUUGUGAUACCUAUUUACAGGGAUGACCAUCAGUGGUUUUCUUCAAGUACUCUGGUUCCCUUCACCCUUUGUGUGUUCAUGUGUGUGCUGCAUGCUGUGUGUGUGUGUGCAUUUGAGGCCCACCUAAAAAAGUGCUCGUGCACACUUGUAUGUUGUAUGAAAAGUGCUUUAAGCCCACUUUGAUGGGAAAAUGUGCUAUACAAAUGCACUGUGUGAUUAUUAUUAAAACAAAUCAUCUGUGUAUACCUUGCAGCAAUUCUUUAGCUAUAAAUAUAUAAAUUCACUGUACAUGUAUGCCUAUACAAAUCAUGCUUGUUUGGGUAUAUAUGUAUGUGUGUGUGGGUUGUAUAACAGGUGCACAGAAUCAUACUUUUAUGUAUGAGUGCAAAAUAUUUAGUCUGCAUUGAUGGUGAUGUGCUGUUUGUUUUACUAUUUAUGCUGAAGAAAAAUUGAUACUGUGUGUUGUUGGCAAGACAUGUAUUCAGGGAUUCAGGAACAAAAGUACCAACAACCUAUAGUCUGAGCAGCUGAGACUGUUUAUGUGUAAAACGCAAUUUAGUCUUCAUCUUUCAUAAGUUUAUUUGCCUUUAAUCAUCUGAAAUAGUCCUUACAAAAAAUCCCUUGUCCUCCCAAGCUGCUGAUUUGUGUGGUCUGAGUAAGUGUAAAACAAAUAUUGUGAACGUGAGAACAAGUUUGGGGCAUUAGUAUUUUUUUAAAUGCAGAUUAAGCUGGUGCCAUUGUGGUUCUCUAAGGGUUCUGUUAACAUGACAAGCACUAGCUGUUGAGAAAUGUUUAGACAAUCAGGUUAGUUUGUAAACUGGUAAAUGUUUAAUGCAUCAGCAUCUGUUCUUACACAAUAAACAGCAUUAACCAAUCCAAGCCUUCUUUUUGUGACAUCUUUAGCAAGGGUGUUUAAUUCUAACAUUAAGGAGUUUAUAAAUAUAAGUUUGACAUAACUAAGCUGCAUUUGUCAUCUAGUUAAGUCAUCUUCAAUGUUUUGAACUUCUAACAGGCUAAUCUUGUUUCUAAAUUUAGUUUUUGUCAUAAUUUCUUACUUAAUUUUGAGAAGAUACACUUUAACUGAUAGUAAAUCAAUUUUCUUUCAGUCUUUUGGUGUAGAAUUUUGUUUCUUUGUUUGUUGUUGUUUUUUGUUUUUUUUUCAAAAGAGGUGCCUGGAAAUGUGUCAGUUUUCAAAAUAGUUCAAAGUCUGGGUAAAUGUAUGCAUGUUCAUCCAUGUUUAUACUUACAUUUUGUGCACCUGUCCCCAAACAUGCGAGCUUAUUGUUUUCAGGUAAUGAUUUUAGAAGUAACACUGUACGGUGAUGGUUGCCCCAGUGCAACAUCAGUGGUGUAGGAACCAGCCGCCCCCUCAAAAAGAUGCUGGGGGGGCAAGUAUGUGAACAUCGUUUAUUGUCAGCAUGGAGCCCCUCUGCCCACCAACACCAAAAGCUGAACAUCUUCCUGUGCCACUGCAAUACUAGAGUAUUGAGUGACAGAAAGAGGGGAGGAUGUAGGGAGGAAGUAUUCCCCACUUUCAGGUUUCAACUCCAGGGUUGGGCUUAUGAAAUUGUUCAGUAUUGUAAGAGAGGAACAGUACCAUGUAUCCAUGUCUCAGAUGUGUGUAUACAGCAUCUUGUUAUUGAUGUAAAAAUUCUUCAACAGGUCCACUUGUUCAUGUGCAUGGCAAAAAUCAUUUUAAAACAUUUUUGUUGAUAUUUGUUGCAUGAUAAUCAGUUUAGUCACCUACACUCAACUUUGAUGCCAUAUAAGAAAUAAAAGGUAUGCAGAUC
Messenger RNA from Pomacea canaliculata, 4827 nucleotides. RefSeq names its product endoplasmic reticulum mannosyl-oligosaccharide 1,2-alpha-mannosidase-like. NCBI's taxonomy places the organism in Eukaryota, Metazoa, Mollusca, Gastropoda, Architaenioglossa, Ampullariidae. Gene Ontology annotation, biological process: N-glycan processing; carbohydrate metabolic process. The transcript has 11 exons. The record is from RefSeq and is a predicted model, not a curated record. Gene Ontology annotation, molecular function: mannosyl-oligosaccharide 1,2-alpha-mannosidase activity; calcium ion binding. Gene Ontology annotation, cellular component: endoplasmic reticulum; membrane. The coding region runs from base 172 to 2133 and encodes 653 amino acids.